UCACCUUGCUGAGCGAAAUGAGCUUGCUGAGAGUUCGCCAUAAAAAUUGCACUUGGGCAAAGCUUUCGCCGAGUUGCUUUGCUUUAGUUGUAACGCGCUUGCUUGGGGAGCAGCAUGUGGACGCCGCUGUUGCUGCUGCUUAUCUUGGCUGCACUUAUCUAUGCACGACUGCGUCAGCAUUAUGCCUACUGGCGCCGCCGUGGCGUGGCGGAGGAGCGUCCGCUGCUGCUGCUUGGGAACAUGCGCGGCUUUGCGCGUAGCGUGCACUGGGUGGACAUCAAUCAGCGCAUAUACAAUUUGUUUAAGGAGGAGCAGCGCUACUGCGGCUUCUAUACGUUCUUUAGCAAGGCGUUCUUUGUGCUGGAUCUGGAGCUGAUACGGCAUAUAAUGGUGAGCGACUUUAGCAGCUUUCAGGAUCGCGGACUGUUUCAUAAUGUGCGCGAUGAUCCGUUGACUGGGAAUUUGCUGUUUUUGGAUGGCGCCGAGUGGCGCUGGCUGCGCAAACAACUGACGCCGGUGUUUACGUCGGGCAAGAUGAAGUUUAUGUUUCCCACAAUGGUGCAGGUGGGUGAGCAAUUGGCGCAGACGGCAGCGCAGCUGUUGGGCGAGUUUGAAGCAAAGGAUUUAUGCGCGCGUUUCACAACCGAUGUGAUUGGCAGCUGCGCUUUUGGACUGGAGUGCAACAGUCUUGCGCAACCCAACUCGGUGUUUCGCCAAAUGGGUCGCUCUGUGACUGAGAAUCCGCUGCAUCAUAGCAUAGUGCAGGCUUUUAUGUUUGCGCAGCCGGCGCUAGCCAGAAAGCUGCGUCUGCGUUUAUUCCGCGCCGAGGUGAGCGAGUUCUUUAUGUCCACAGUGCGUCAAACUCUAAACUACAGACAACGCGAGCAGCUUAAGCGCAACGAUCUUAUACAGCUGCUAAUGGAGCUGGCAGCACAGCCUGAGUCCUCGCUAAGUUUUGAGCAAAUUGCUGCACAAGCUAUGGUGUUCUUUUUGGCUGGCUUUGACACUUCCUCCACCACCAUGUCCUUUUGCCUUUACGAGCUGGCGCUGCACACAGAAAUACAACAAAAGCUGCGCGCUGAAAUUCAAAGCACACUGGAGCGUCAUCAACAAAAACUAAGCUAUGAUUGCCUGCAGCAAAUGUCGUAUCUCGAUCUGGUGCUGGCUGAGACGCUGCGUAAAUAUCCCAUCUUGCCACAUUUGCUGCGGCGUGCCACAAAGCGCUACCAGUUGCCCGAUAGCAAGCUGGUGCUGGAGCCUGGCAUGCGUGUUAUGAUUCCAGUGCAUAGCAUACAUCAUGAUCCCGCAAUUUAUCCGGAGCCAGAGCGUUUUGAUCCCAGCCGCUUUACGCCCGCAGCUGUGCGAGCGCGUCAUCCGUUUGCUUAUUUGCCCUUUGGCAGUGGACCACGCAAUUGCAUUGGCCAACGCUUUGGUCAGCUGCAGGUGAAGAUUGGGCUUGUGUCGCUGCUGCGCGAGUAUCGCGUUGAGGGCUGCACGCGCACGCAGAUUCCGCUGGAGUUUGCCAAGCGCAAUUUUCUUAUAACUGCCGAGUCGGGUGUGCACUUGACGCUCAAGAGAUUGCAAGAUGAUUAGCUGAAAGUAAUUAAUUAAAAUUUGUAUUAAGUUAGGUCAGUCAAUCAUAAUAAUCAGCUGUAUAGUAAAAAAGUAAUAAAAAAAGAAAUGCGCAGUAAAAAUCACAAUGUGUAAGCUUUAACAGCUGUUUUUAUUCUCUCUCGCUGCCGCUCUCUCGUUGCCGUUCUCUUGCUUCCGCAAACUCAAAGCUUACGCGCUCUCUCUCUCUCUUCGCUCUCUUUUGCAUGCCAAGAGCAAAUAUUUUUUAUUGCUUGCUGUUGAUCAAAGCUUCGGCACUAAGUGCAACGAAUGU
Molecule: messenger RNA, 1885 nt
Organism: Drosophila busckii
Lineage: Eukaryota; Metazoa; Arthropoda; Insecta; Diptera; Drosophilidae
Product: Cyp6a22
Exons: 1
Coding region: 115-1593 (492 amino acids)
Molecular function (GO): oxidoreductase activity, acting on paired donors, with incorporation or reduction of molecular oxygen; iron ion binding; heme binding
Source: RefSeq, a predicted model, not a curated record